AUAGGAGUCGAACGAAAAUUAAAAUACAUUGAAUGCAUAUCUAUAGUUUACUAAUUGUACCUAUAAAAUACAUAUAUAUAUCAUCUCUCAACUUGGCUUCGAGGGAAACAUAGCCAAGAAGCACAAACAUCGCACAUUACACCCGCAAGAAUUAUUGAGUUAUAAAUCGUUGUCAAAAACGUAUCAUUUGUAUCAACAAUACUUACUUUUUUCAUUACCGUCUUAUUUACCUUUUAUCUUAUCAGUGAACAAUAAAUAGACGCCCGUCCCAGAGAAAACUUUUAAUCGCAGUCAAUGUAGAACCGUGUUUCCGAUUAAAAACUAAAGGUGCUCUGUACAAUAAAUAAAUUGAUAUUUACCAUUGACCAAUAAACUAUAAUAUUUUAUUCAGUGAUACUUAAACAACUUGACAUCAGUAUUCAGAUAUUCUCAACUCCAUAAAGCAAUCAGAAAGACGCCACCGAUAGAAGUUACCGACGUCUAUCCCAACUUAUACAAGAUGAACACGAAGACCAAUUCAUUAUCACGAACAGUUGUAAAUAAGAUUGCGGUUUCUCAUUGACCUGAAUACAUGCAAACACCUUCUGGUCUCUCAUGUAACGAUAAAGAGGUGGUAGAAACUUCUGUCCUUUCUUGCAACCAUGAGCGGUGCUUAUCAUCUUCUAAAAUACAUCAUAAUCUUUUCAAAAAUUAAGAGCCAUAAAGCAAUUGUCAGUCUGCAUAAUGGUUUGCAUUUAAAUAUUGUCAGCGUAACGGUAUCCUAUUAGAAAUAUCCUUGAAUUGUAUAAAUGAUAUCAGAACUUAACCUCACUUUAAAUUUUGAAUAUGACAGAGCCUAUGUAAAGUCUAUGUACUUGGAUACUGUUAGUCUCAGGGAUGCCUUACCUAUGUAUAAUGGCAUCAUUUAUACCUUCCUAUAAUGCUUAAUCGAUUCGCGUUAUGAAAUCUCUAAUGCUGAUCGCUAGCAAACUGCUGCUGUAUGCCAGAACGGUACACCAUAUGUAGUAUCUAGUGGUAUAGGCUCGCACGUUACUCGACUUGCGAGCGUAUGCUACUAGUAGUUGUUCUUGGGUCACUAGAGCUUAUAUAACGAUGCAUGCAUGCAGUUCAGCGGCUAAAGUAGCGUCGAAUGCCGUCGAUGCAGUUUACCAGCUUUUAUUAAGCUGCUUCCCGUGCGUCGCCCAGUCAGAACGAUCUGGAUCGACUGGUCAGAGCGAGCGUGCUAACCGACUAAUAGUGUUUCAGUUAUGAAUGAGACUUACAACAAGAAUUUAUAUCAUUAUCUCGGGCAUCUCAAAGAUGCUGGGAAACUAUGGUACCUCAUUAAUCCGUACGAAACCACAUUCGAACAUCAUCAAGACGUGCCUGAUUAUCAGCAGCAGGUCUGGUUGUCAUUUUUCAUCCUGAUCGUCCUGGAACACGUUAUACUAUUUGCAAAGAAUGAAAGCUCAUUUCGCCUCAACGACCACGUAACGUCACUCUCGCACUGGAUCUUUCAGGAAUCUGGCCGCAUAUUUUUCCGUGGCGUCGAGUACUACGCAUAUAUUGCGAUUUACGAGAAGUAUCGCUUAUGCAGCCUAGCAUGGGAUUCCCCUUGGACGUGGUACGUUACCGUGAUUGGGGUGGACUUCUGUUACUACUGGGUGCAUCGUGCGAACCAUGAGGUGCAUUUCUUGUGGGCUCAGCAUCAAGUACAUCACAGCAGCGAGGAAUUCAAUCUUGUGGUUGGCUUGCGGCAGUCCGUCUUGCAACACUGGCUCAGCUUUGCCUUUUACUUACCGCUGGCAUUGUUCAUACCGCCCUCCCAUUUUGUGGCACAUCAUCAAUUUAAUUUGAUUUAUCAAUUAUGGAUACACACGACGGUUAUCAAAGAUCUUGGACCAUUUGAAUUUAUUUUUAAUACGCCAAAACAUCAUCGAGUUCACCAUGGUUGUAAUUUGUAUUGUUUGGACAAGAAUUAUGGAGGUGUUCUUAUUGUCUGGGAUAGAUUGUUUGGGACUUUUAUGGAGGAGAGGCCUAAAGAAGAUAUUAUAUUUGGAUUGGUUUCCAGUCCAAAUUCGUUCAAUCCUAUUUAUCUACAGACAUUUUACACUAUAGCAAUGAUCCAAAGAAGCCUCAGUAUGAAGUCGUUGAACGACAAGCUGGCUGUGAUCUGGAAAGGACCCAGCUGGUUCCCGAGUGCCCCACGACUUGGUCUCGACGAAUUUAAAAUAAACGUGACACACAGGACCAAAUAUAACCCUAAAAUCCCAUCUUGGAAAACGAUAUACAUUUUUAUACAUUUCUGUAUGGUAUUUUACUGUCAUAUACAAUUAUAUGACGAGAAACCAUACUCGAGCAGCAUCCAUGCCGGGACUUUAAUAAUAAAUAAUAUAUUUGCACUGACAACUAUUGGUUUGAUGUUUGAUAAUCACAAGUAUGCCGGUACCGUGGAACUUGUACGUUGUGCAAUUUGCAUUGCCAUGUGGAAAAGAGAUUCUCAGGACGUCAAAUUCUUUAAUAUAUUUGUAUUGUAUGCAUAUAUAGUAUCAAGUUGUAUUUGGAUCGUUCACAUUUUUACAAACAGAAAUCAAACAUGUAAAUCCUCGUAAUGCGAUUGUAUGAAAGGGUCUUGUAAAAAAUACUAUAGGCCACAUUAGUCCAUAUAGCCCACACAAGUGGGCCUUGAUAGGUGAGUGACCUAAUAUGUGAACAUCGCAUUACUGAUUGUGAAUCAAUGUAUGAGUGGAUUCUGUAUAUAUAGAUGGAGUUUUUUGGAGUGUGUAACAUAAGACAGGCAUUAUAUAUUCAAAACUAGGAGAACAGAAAAUUAAAAGAAAUCUUGAAA
Cephus cinctus (wheat stem sawfly) is the source of this 2827-nucleotide messenger RNA. Its product is annotated as alkylglycerol monooxygenase. Gene Ontology annotation, cellular component: endoplasmic reticulum. The record is from RefSeq and is a predicted model, not a curated record. Gene Ontology annotation, molecular function: iron ion binding; oxidoreductase activity. The transcript has 10 exons. NCBI's taxonomy places the organism in Eukaryota, Metazoa, Arthropoda, Insecta, Hymenoptera, Cephidae. The coding region runs from base 1248 to 2591 and encodes 447 amino acids. Gene Ontology annotation, biological process: lipid biosynthetic process.